Messenger RNA from Thlaspi arvense, 1128 nucleotides. Lineage: Eukaryota; Viridiplantae; Streptophyta; Magnoliopsida; Brassicales; Brassicaceae. The record is from the annotation of a GenBank genome assembly.
AUGCGACAGUUCUCGUCCCCGCCUUGUGCUUCCUUUGGCCUGUCUAAUCUUCCCGUUCGUUCAAGAAAUGUUCUUACUUUAUUUGUUGAUCUCAGGAGGUCCUAUUCAGGGACUUGCUUUCGGUCCGUGAAGAGAAAGUUUGAUGAGUUUGAGGAAUUGGUUUUGCCCAACGUUGCUCGAGUCGAAAUUGAGAAUGAGCGGGAUGCAUUACGUGAGAUGGUUGACAACCAGCAAAAAACUAUAAAAGAACUUACCCGCGAACUGGAGGAGGAGAGGAAUGCUUCAUCUUCAGCCGCGAAUGAGGCCAUGUCAAUGAUUUUAAGGUUGCAGAGGGAGAAGGCGGAGAUUGAGAUGGAGGCCCGACAAUUUAAGCGAUUUACAGAGGAAAAGAAUGCACAUGAUCAGCGGGAGAUGUCGGAGAUGGAGGAUAUGUUGUACAAAAAGGAGCAAACUAUUCAAUCUCUACAAUGUGAGGUUCAAGCUUAUAAACAUAGGAUGAUGAGUUUCGGGCUUACAGAAUCCGAGGCAGACGGCGAGGUAGACGCCGAAAGUCAUAAAGAUGAUUCCCCCACUGCACGUGUUCGCCAGUUUGAACCGGAACCACCCACUUUGGAUUACCCACCUCUCAACUCAAAUUCAUUCUUCACAGUUAAAGAACUGGGUCAAGAUUUCACCCACGAAUCGCCAAGGCCUUAUGGGAGUUUCAGGAAGAUGGACUACUCGCAAACGGAGGACUACUCUUCCAAUUUGAGGAAAGUGGACGAUGCAUCCGACGUUGGGGAUGACAUGAGCGACCGAGUGUAUACCAUUGAUUCUAUCUACGAAGGAAUGCAGUAUAACAGUAACAAAGAGAGCAAGAAUUCUGUUGUGGGAUUUGAAGAUUAUUUAACAACUCCAAGAGAUUUCAUGAACGUAGCAGACAUAGGAGACCCAGAUGUGAGGAAGUUGUACAUGAAGCUUCAGGCACUUGAAGCUGAUAGAGAGUCAAUGCGGCAGGCUAUUAUUUCUACGAGGACCGAUAAAGCUCAACUAGUAUUGUUGAAGGAAAUAGCUCAACAUUUCUGUAAAGAAAUGUCAACGACGGCAAAUAAAAUAAAUCAUGUUAAACGCGUCAAAGUUAAUAGCUAA